Molecule: messenger RNA, 3464 nt
Organism: Suncus etruscus (white-toothed pygmy shrew)
Lineage: Eukaryota; Metazoa; Chordata; Mammalia; Eulipotyphla; Soricidae
Gene: PRG4
Product: proteoglycan 4
Exons: 11
Coding region: 23-3355 (1110 amino acids)
Biological process (GO): immune response
Molecular function (GO): scavenger receptor activity; polysaccharide binding
Source: RefSeq, a predicted model, not a curated record
UCUACCGCACCCAAGAAGAACCAUGGAGUGGAAAAUGCUUCCAAUGUAUUUACUGCUACUGAUUUCUUUCUUCUGGAUCCAGCAAGCUGCUUCCCAAGAUUUAUCAAGCUGUGCAGGGAGAUGUGGGGAAGGGUAUUCUAGAGAUGCCACCUGCAACUGUGACUAUAACUGCCAACACUACAUGGAGUGCUGUCCUGACUUCAAGAAAGUCUGCACAGUGGAGCUUUCCUGCAAGGGCCGCUGCUUCGAAUCCUUCGCCCGUGGCCGCGAGUGCGACUGUGAUGACCAGUGCAAGAAGUAUGGCAAGUGCUGCCCAGACUAUGCAGACUUCUGCGAGGAAGCCAAAGACAAGAAAACGCCGGAAAAGAAACCUGCCCCAGAACCAGUGGGAGAAGAAGCUGGGAGUGGGCUGGACAGUGUCCCCCCAACUCCUGGCAAAGUGAUGCCCCCACCUCCCCAGGCCACAGCAGGGACCCCGGAAGAUGCCAAGCCCCCCAUUGCACCUGAUGCUGAGAGGGAGAGGUCCUUGACGGAGACCACGGUUGAAACUGCAGAGAGCUCCUCAGCCAAGAAUCAGACGUCAACUAGCACCAAGAAAACAUCUGCUAAAGAGGCUCGGAGUGCUGAGAAGAACACCCCAGAAGGUUCGACCCCGCCACCGCCAGCCCCCACAGAGCCCGUGCCUGAAGCUGAGACCACAGUCCAACCCCCAGAGCCCACCACCCCAAAACCCAAACCCACUACCCCCAAGCCAGAGCCAACCACACCCAAAGAACCAGAGCCCACCACCCCCAAACCAGAGCCCACCACCCCCAAAGAACCAGAGCCCACAACCCCAAAACCAGAGCCCACCACCCCAAAACCAGAGCCCACCACCCCCAAAGAACCAGAGCCCACUACCCCAAAACCAGAGCCCACCACCCCAAAACCAGAGCCCACCACCCCCAAAGAACCAGAGCCCACAACCCCAAAACCAGAGCCCACCACCCCCAAAGAACCAGAGCCCACCACCCCCAAACCAGAGCCAACCACUCCAAAACCAGAGCCCACCACCCCCAAAGAACCAGAGCCCACAACCCCCAAAGAACCAGAGCCCACAACCCCAAAACCAGAGCCCACCACCCCCAAAGAACCAGAGCCCACCACCCCCAAACCAGAGCCAACCACUCCAAAACCAGAGCCCACCACCCCCAAAGAACCAGAGCCCACCACCCCAAAACCAGAACCUACCACCCCCAAACCAGAGCCAACCACUCCAAAACCAGAGCCUACCACCCCCAAAGAACCAGAGCCCACCACCCCAAAACCAGAGCCCACCACCCCCAAAGAACCAGAGCCCACCACCCCCAAACCAGAGCCCACCACCCCAAAACCAGAACCCACUACCCCCAAAGAAUCAGAGCCCACAACCCCAAAACCAGAGCCAACCACUCCAAAACCAGAGCCUACCACCCCCAAAGAACCAGAGCCCACCACCCCAAAACCAGAGCCCACUACCCCCAAAGAACCAGAGCCCACCACCCCAAAACCAGAACCUACCACGCCCAAACCAGAGCCCACCACCCCAAAACCAGAGCCAACCACUCCAAAACCAGAGCCCACCACCCCCAAAGAACCAGAGCCCACCACUCCAAAACCAGAACCCACUACCCCAAAACCAGAGCCCACCACCCCCAAAGAACCAGAGCCCACCACUCCAAAACCAGAACCCACUACCCCAAAACCAGAGCCCACCACCCCCAAAGAACCAGAGCCCACCACCCCCAAAGCAGAGCCAACCACUCCAAAACCAGAGCCCACCACCCCCAAAGAGCCAGAGCCCACAACCCCCAAAGAACCAGAGCCCACCACCCCUAAAGCUGAACCCACCACCCCAAAAGAGUCAGAACCCACCACACCGAAGCCCAAACCCACUACUCUGAAGCCUGAGCCCACCACCCCCAAAGACCCAGAACCCACCAACCCCAGUCUCAAACCUGAACUCACCACCCUCAAAGAACCAGAACCUACCCCCAAGGGCCCCACUCCAGCUGCCCCUGAAGGGCCCAAUAACCCCCCUGAAGCAACCCCCAAGCUUCCUGCAGGUCCCACUCCUGCAGACUCCACUUCUGCAGACCCUGCGGUGGACCCGAAAAAGCCGGAGGGACCCACAGUCACACCUAAAGACCCAGCUGCCGAGCCGGAGACCACAACGCUCAAGCCCCAGAAGCCAACCAAACCCCCCAAGAAGCGCCCCACAACCAAGAGGCCCAGGGGGAGAAAACCAAAGACCACCAAGGCUCCUGCAGAGACCACGCCCACCACCACCACCACCACCACCAUGGCGACCACCAACCCCACCACCAUGUCCACCACCACAAAUGCCCUGCUUCCCACCAGCACCACUUUGGCCCCCAACUCUCCUGUGAGGAGCACACCCAGGAGUGAGGCCGAGGCCAUGACCGAGAACACACACGUCCUGGUGCCCGGCGGCCCCGUUCUGACACCCAUAGGCGCUGCAGGCAGCGACUUCAUGGGGCGUAACCCUGAGCAGGGCACGGGCGCUGACUCCCUGCUUUCAGAUGGGACAGAUUUAUGCGAUGGUCGCCCUGUGGACGCACUCACCACCCUGCGCAAUGGGACCAUGGUGGCCUUCCGAGGCCAUUAUUUCUGGAUGCUCAGACCCUUUAGCCCACCAUCCCCACCCCGGAGGAUCACAGAAGUUUGGGGUAUUCCCUCUCCUAUUGAUACUGCUUUUACUAGGUGCAACUGUGAGGGGAAAACAUACUUCUUUAAGGAUUCCCAGUACUGGCGGUUCACCAAUGAUGUCAAAGACCCAGGAUACCCCAAACAAAUUGUAAAAGGAUUUGGAGGGCUCAAUGGAAAGAUCGUGGCUGCUCUCUCGGUCGCAAGAUACAAGACCAGGCCUGAAUCGGUGUAUUUCUUUAAGAGAGGUGGUGGCAUCCAGCAGUACACAUACAAACAGGAACCGGUCAGCAAGUGCCCAGGCAGGCAGCCUCCCAUCAAUUACUCGGUGUACGGACAGGCCGCUCAGGUCAGGCGACGGCGCUUUGAGCGGGCCAUUGCUCCUUCUCGCACACACACCAUCAGCAUCCACUUCUCCCCUGCGAGAGUCACUUACCAAGACAAAGGCUUUCUUCACAAAGAAGUAAAAAUGAACACCAUGUGGAGAGGCUUCCCCAGUGUGGUCACUUCGGUCAUAUCCCUUCCCAACUUACGCAGACCCGAUGGCUACGAUUACUACGCCUUCUCCAAGGAUCAAUACUACAACAUCGACCUGCCCAGCAGAACUGCAAGGGCUGUGACCACCCGCUCCGGGCAGACCCUCUCCAAAGUCUGGUACAACUGUCCUUAGACUCUUGGCAAGGAAAAAAGCGACUGAAAUGAAGAAAAAAGGAACAGAAUUUUGACACCAAAAUGUUUUAUUAAUAAAAAAUGUUGAGAUGAGCAAACCAACUUAAAUA